This is a messenger RNA of Hypanus sabinus (Atlantic stingray), 4049 nucleotides long. Its product is annotated as barrier-to-autointegration factor B-like. The record is from RefSeq and is a predicted model, not a curated record. Lineage: Eukaryota; Metazoa; Chordata; Chondrichthyes; Myliobatiformes; Dasyatidae. The coding region runs from base 3 to 341 and encodes 112 amino acids. The transcript is spliced from 4 exons. Gene Ontology annotation, molecular function: DNA binding.
AGAUGGAAUUGCGAACUUCUGUUAUCACUCACGAAAACUUGGAUAAAGAGAAAGCUCUGGCUUACUCGGUCGCCACAACGUCGCAGAAGCACAAGAACUUUGUGGUGGAGCCGAUGAAGGAGAAGUCCGUCAGGGAGCUGGCCGGCAUCGGACUGGUCCUCGGGGGCCGCCUGGAGGAGAAGGGCUUCUGCAAGGCCAAGGACGUGCUGGGCCAGUUCCUGCUGCUGAAGCAGGACAAAGCUGCCUUCAAGAGCUGGCUGAGGCAGGCGUGCUACGCGGGCAACAGGCAAUCCGAGGACUGUUACCGCUGUCUGAGGGAGUGGUGCGACGCCUUCCUCUGAGGGCCAGAGUUCAGACGUUGCCUUUCCAUGUCAGUGCCAUCUGACCGACCUGUAACACCUUCACACUGGGAGUAGUCCGACAGCUGCACACCUAUUGCUCGCAUCGAUUCUGGUUCAAACCGGGUCACUCAGACAGUGGGUCGAGGUCACGAGAUGACCUCUGCAAACUUGCCGUUGUCCUCAAUACACAUCUGAGAAUGUUCUCGGGUUCAGCAGAAACUCAUCGUCACAACGUUUCAUUCGAUUUCCCCUGAGGCUAAGAAUCAGUUCUCAGACAUUUCACAAGAUGGAGGCUACAGGGCAGCCUCACAGACUGGCGGACUCCAUUCCGUCAAGAACAAAGACAGGUUCCUGCAUUUCCACUAACCUCGACCCAUUCGAGUUUGGCACUUCCUUCCACAUUUUCACUCCCCCACGGCCGACAAUGGAGGCUGCAUCAGGAGCACCAAACACAACGGACGACCCCGGCAGAUUCGCAGGUGGAGUGCUGCUUCCCCUGGAAGGACAGUUUGGGAUCCUCAGUGAGGGAACAGGUGGCUGGGCAGAUUAGGCCACUGGCAGGGUAAGUGCCCGGAGGGAGAUUACUGGGGAGGGAUGAAUGGACAUGGGAAUUGUGGAGGGAGCGCUCCCUGUGGGAAAUGGAGUGUUGGGGGGGGGGGCAGUUGGAGUUGGAGGAAGUGGUGGAGGAUGAGAUGUUGGGUGCGGAGGCGGUUGGAGAGGUAGGGAAGGACAAAAGGACAUCACUAUUAAGGCAGCGGGAAGGUGGAUGUUUGGGAAAUGGGGGGGGGGGAGAUGCGGGUGAGGGCACCAUCAAUAGUGGAGGGGUGGAGCCCCGUUCUUUAAAGGAGGACAUCUCUGAUCUCCUGGAGGUGAAGAGAUUGGGAAAAGCAAAUGGCACUUUUCCAGGAGACGGGGUGGGAAGAGCUUGAGUCAGGAUAACCAUGGGAAUCAGGUUUAUGGAAGAUGUCAGUUGACUGCUUGUAUGCAGAGACAGACAGAACCAAGAAAGGGGAAGGAGGUGUCAGAGAUGAACCAAGUCAAUGUAAGGGCCGGGUGAAAGUCAGAGCCAAGGUCGAUAAAAUUGACGAGCUCAGCGUGGGUGCAUGAAAACGGCGCCAACGCUGUUGUCAGCAUUGUGAGGGAGGAGUUGGGAGUUGUAACCGGGGAAGCCUUCGAACAUGGGCCGUUCUGUGGUCGGGCAGACAUGGAUCGGUGCCCUUUGGCUACCCUUCGGGUUCGGGGUUCGGGACCGGGUCUGCCGUGAGGAGGAGAGCGGGAUUGGCCUUUCCUCUGUCGAGAAAGAAGAGGAAGGGCUUUGAAGCCUCCCUGAUAUGGCGGGAUAGACCGAACAUCCGUGGUGAAGAUGAGGUGGUCAGGACCAGGGAGAGAGAGUCGGCAUGAGAAGUAUCGGGGACUAUAAAAUGACACUAAGAGACCAGUGGGAAAAGACCUGAGAGCUGAAGUGGGAUUAGAAAACAAAAAUGGUCCUUUGAUGUACACUUCGAUCCCAGACUAUUAAGAACUUUAAAAACAAGUAAGAAAACUUUCAGAUCAAUUCCAGAAGAUACAGGAAGCCAAUGCAGUUACUCGGGCAGGAAUGAUGUAUUCCCUCAAAGUCUAGCGCUGGUGUUCUCAAUGAUUUUGUGUAUGAGACGCCCUCCUGCUCGCCCCUCCUCGUUUCAGGGAAUGGUGCAAAGCAAACCACACACAAAAACAACAUCCAGUAAGUGGCCGUUCUGUGGGCAAAAACACCCUGCUCGUGAGAGGUUGGAGUGGUAGGGCGUAUUCUGGUGUUGGGGUAUAUGGCAGAUAUUAAUUUCACCAGCGACCGAUCUUCGGACCCGAACGUGGAUUGUAGAUUGAAUCCAAAGUGCGGUCCUGAACAAUAGCUCUCCUGGAGCUGUGGGCCGGAGUCGAUUGCAAACCGGACAACGCUGAUUAACGUGCAUUGUGAUUAUGGGCGCGAAGGUGAUUGGAAACUAUAUGCAAUUUAAAGGAAGCACUGUAGAUACACUGUAAAUAUAGGACGGUCCUGCUCUCACCUUUGAUCUUCGGCAUAUAAAAAUGCCACAGAGUAUUGGGUUGGGAGGCCUCUCAUUUUGUUGGAUAAAGCUCUUUGGUAUCCACUAGCUUCAUUCAGUGUCUCUCUGGCGACUUUGUUCCCCUUACAAGAGGAGAACGGCUGGACUGGUUCAGGUUGACAGGAAGGUGACAGUAACUCAAAUAACCACCCGUUACAACAGUGGUGUGCCAAAGAGCAUCUCUGAACGCACAACACGUCGAAGUGGAUGGGCUAUAGCAGCGGAAGACCACGAACAGGCGCUCAGUGGCCACUUUAUCUGCUGCAGGAGGUCCCCAACAAAGUGACCAUUGAGUGUACAAGACAUUCGAUAUGCAGUAGUCAAAGCAAAAGUGAAAUAUAUUAUCAGGGUCAUGACAUACAACCCCGAGGUUCAUUUCCCUGCGGGCAUACUCAACAAAUCUAUAAAUAGUAACUGUAAACAGAGUGCAGAAGACUACAAACUGUGUAAAUGCAAAUAUCAAUAAAUAACGAGAACAUGAGAGAGAGUACUUGAAGUGAGAUCGUUCAUUGUGGGAACAUCUCAAUAGAUGUGUGUAAUUAUUCCCUUUUGUUCAAGAGCCUGAUGGUUGAGGGGUAGUAACUGUUCCUGAACCUGGUGGUGUGGGUCCUGAGGCUCUUGUACCUUCUGAUGAUUGAGGGGUGGUAACUGCUCCUGAACCUGGUGGUGCAAGUCCUGAGGCUCUUGUACCUUCUGAUGAUUGAGGGGUGGUAACUGUUCCUGAACCUGGUGGUGCGAGUCCUGAGGCUCCUGUACCUUCUACCUGCUGGUUGAGGGGCAGUAACUGUCACUGAACUUGGUGGUGUGAGUCCUGAGGCUCCUGUACCUUCUACCUGAUGGCAGCAGCGAGAAGAGAGCACGGCCUGGGUGGUGAGGGUCUCUGAUGACGGGCGCUGCUUUCCUACAACAGUGUUUCAUGUAGAUGUGCUCAAUGGUUGGUUGGGCUUUAUCCGUGAUGGACUGGGCCGAAUCCACUGCCUUUUUUGGGAUUUUCCACUCAAAGGUUUUGAUAUUCCCAGGCCAGGCUGUGACGCAGCCUGUCAUUUUAGACCAUAAGAUAUAGGAGCAAAAUUAGGCCAUUUGGCCCCUCGAGUCUGCUCUGCCAUUUCAUCCAUCUUCCCUAUCAGCCCCAAUCUCCUACCUCCUCCACCACCCCCGUAUCCCUUCAUGCCUUGACAAAUCUGGAACCUAUCUAUCUCUGCCUUACGUUAACAUUAAGACUUGGCUUCCACAGCUGCCUGUGGCAAAGAGUUCCAAAGAAUCGUACUGGCUAAAGAAAUUACUCAUCACCCUUCUCGGCCUCUGAGACACACCCACCAUGUUUGAAAUGACACCGCUGACCGAGACCCCUCGCUCUGAUCAAGAUGCAGGGUCGCCGAGCUCACUGUGGACGUGGUGGUCAGUGCUGGGCCGCCCUCGUUCACCGAGUUACCCUGUUAACGUCCCAAACACAGGCAGACUCAGGAUGCUAAAAACUUUAUUGUGCAAGAUUGAAAAAACUGUACAUUUGCAGCUUAAUAAUACAAUUAUGGUAGUAACUGGUCAGCCCGCGAGCUGAAACAAAUACUACCCAACGUAGAACGGACGAAGGUCAGCAGAGGAGUGGGGCCAUUUGGCCCCUCGGUUA